CAAUUGAAGUUUUAAGUUUUGACAAUAUAAUAUAUCUAUUUGAGUAUUAUACUUAUAACUAUAUUUUCUAUUAGAUAUACUUAUAAAUACAUAUACAUUCUAUUUUAGAACCAUUUUUUGAUGGAAACGGUUAAGAAGAAGCCACCUAAAAUUUACGAAUGUAAGCAGCUUCUAGAACCAGUCUGCCAAGAACCACAAGAAGAGAAAUUCGAUCCUAGAAGUUUCUGUCACAGCCUUUUAUCAAAAACUGGAAAGGUUUGCAAGAAAACUAUUUGCCGAAAAUUUCUGAAAACUAAUGAAGAGAGGACUAAAGCUGAAAUCGUUUGUAUUCCUAGACCACCUUGCAAGAUAAAAAGACACUUCGGCCCAAAAUCUGAGACCGAAGAUGAGGACGAGGAAGAGCAAUUCUUCAGAAUGUUUGGCUCCCAGUUGGGGCUUGUUCUGAAUGAAGGCACAGUUUCUGAAACUGAUAUUCUAAAGGGAAGAUUCUAUGGUCAGGAUCGUAUCACUAGAGAUGGAAGGUUGGUAAGGGAUGACGAAUACGAAGAAUACAUCGACGAAAACGGAAACGUGGUAAGGAGAAGAAAACAUUCAGGUGUUCGAGGCAAACCUGGUGCAGGUGGUCGAAUGACUCCGUUUGGUAUUGUACAAGACGAGGAAACAGCCGAAUUGCUAGAGAAUUUAUCGAAAUAUUUGGAUGCUGAAGGUAUGGCGGCUGUAGCGGCUUUGGGUGGUGCUGAUAUCUGUCCUUGUUGUCGUUGUACGAUCUGCCAAUGUAGACUGAGAGGAAUCACAUCGGAAAUGCUUUUGGUCCAGAGGAAAAAAGCCCUGCUCGAAAGUAGAUUUAAAGCAUGGGGAAAAGAGGGUUAUGUAUGGUCAUUUGACUACUUUUAUAAACCUGACUUUGAAUACUUCGAAAAACAAAGAGAAGAACGGGAGAAACGAGAAGAGAUGCUAGAAAUAGAAAAAGAGGUGAUGUCUCUAAAAAUGGAAUUAGAAGAAGAUGAAUCAGCCGACGAAUUAUUCGAUAAGACACGUACCGAAGGAGUAACAGUCAUCGAAGAAAUGGUGAAAACUGGCUACGGCCAAGUGCAAGCUACACCAAGUAUCAUGGAGGAAGAAAUUCAAGUGGAUUUUUUGGAUAGGGAUCUCAUGAAAUCAUUUGAAGAUUUUCCUACAGAAGGUUCAGUGAGAGGUGUGCAAUUGCAAGCUGCUUGGACUCCAGAUGGUGAAAUGUUGGACAUCGAUAGAAAGGGAACUAUUCGCCAAUCAAUGCCUCAACAGGAAAUAACUGAAAGAGUUCCUGCAUCGUCACUUAUCCCUAAAAGUAUUACUGAAGAUUCCGCCAUCGGUGAAUACGUUAGGAGUACACUAAGAUCGUCAAUCGAGUCUUGGGUAGAAACAAGAGAACCAUAUCCUGAAGGACGUAGACCAACGACAAUCACAGGUGCUUCAAUUGAACCGAUAGAUAUAGCAUUUCCAGCAGCUGAAAUUCAGGGUGAAAUCAGGAUCAUAAGAGAAGAAAAACCUAAACAGGUUGUCCACCCUAAAAAGGCGGAAAAAGAAGAAAAAAAACCAAAAAUGAGGAAGAAAAAAGAAAUUAGCGAAUUGGAUGUGUUCACACCUGUACUGAAACGAAAACUUUCGAUAGAAGAACCAGAAUACGAAUCCAUAGGAUCUGAAAGAGCUUCAUUUGAGAUAACCUCGGGAAAAGGCAAGCGAGAAAGGGUUGAAUCUAUAGAGUUGGAAAAGGUUUCAUUACUCGAUGACGCUAAAAUUGAAGAGAUGGCGAGGGCUCGAGCAUUAGCCAAAAAAAGUGUAUGUGACUGUCUACCUGGACUUUGUACUUGUGGAGCUCAACAUUAUGUAUUCAAGAAAGAAUAUAUCGGUGAUGGUAUCGAUAUCGGUAUUGAAAGUAAACCAUCCAUGGAAGGAAAAGAAGUUCAAACAGGAGUAGAUUAUGAAGAAAAAGCUAAGAGAAAGGAUGAUGAAGAAGAUGUUUCUGAAAAAUCUUCAUGCGUGUGUUUUCAUCCCUGGGAAGAAGAAGAUUUAAUGAAAGUUACCCCUGCUGCCAGCAUAUUCGUAGAAAGGAUUCAAAUGCCACGUAAACCGAGGAAAAGUUUUAUCUGUACACAGCCAAGGUUUCAGAAGACCAUUAUCAUAGUAAAACCUGAGGCAAUGAAUUUCAAAGACGUUAUUAUCAGAGCUAUCAAGCAAGAAGGUCUCGACAUUAUAGACGAAAGACUGGUCCGACUGACUCCAGAACAGGUAGCAGAAGUGUAUAGUGAAAAUUAUGGUAGCGCUUACUUCCCAAUGUUCGUUCAGAAAAUGAGCUCCACUCCUAUAUUAAUACUAUGCGUUGCGGGAAAUUAUGCUGUUGACCGGUGGAAAUAUAUUAUAGGCCAGGGAGAAGUGAUACCAUCCUCUUGGUUCUAUCCAGAAAGUAUAAAGCGAAGAUUUGGAAUUCAUUGUGAUAUUUAUGGAGCUAUGAGGACUUCCGCCGACUUUGAUACUGCAAGAAACGAAAUCAGAUACUUCUUUCCCUUAGAUAUCAUCGAACCAAUUAUCAUUGAAUCAAUCGAAGUUCAGGAUUAUUGUGAUAAGUACAUCCACCCCACCUUACUAAAAGCACUCUUCAAGAUCGUAGAUGAAAAACCUGAAGAUCCUCUCCUUUUUUUAGCCGAAUGGUUAUUGAGAAAUAACCCUUUUCAACCUCAUUACUUGGAUUCGUUGGUGGCUUUGGCCCCUACCUAAAGUUCUUAGGAAUAUUUAAGUAAGUACUGAUUAUGUUUGUUAGAAUUUUUUUUUAGUUAUUCUGAUGAUAUUACUUAAAUGUUAAAUGACAAUAUAAUAAGUAUGCAAUGUACUAGAUGAUCAUCAAUAUAUACUUACAUAUGA
Molecule: messenger RNA, 2898 nt
Organism: Harmonia axyridis
Lineage: Eukaryota; Metazoa; Arthropoda; Insecta; Coleoptera; Coccinellidae
Exons: 11
Coding region: 121-2754 (877 amino acids)
Biological process (GO): negative regulation of oxidative stress-induced intrinsic apoptotic signaling pathway
Source: RefSeq, a predicted model, not a curated record